AGUGCAGGAGCCAGGAGCCAGGAGCAGGAGGAGGAGGGUGGGUUGCAGGAAGAAAGCUAGAGAAAUCUUAAGAUUUAAGAGUGAUUUAAAGGACUACCGAGAAGAAAUUAUUUCCGAGGUUCGUCUUCAUCCAUUCUCAGGCGAACUGCUUGCAAUAAAAUAAAUCCGGCAAAGUUAUCUGGAUAGUUCUCAGACCAAAAUUUAGCAGCAGAAAGCGAAGAUUUUUCAAAAACUCCAAGCACUCUUAUUUUGAAAAACUGCAUUUCCGGCGGUUCACUUGGAAAUCUUGCCUUGGUUGCUGCCUUCACACUGCUUAUCAAGACUAGGGUCCGACAUCGCCGCUCUCGCCAUGGCAGGAGCCGGAGGCGGGGGAAACGAUGUGCAGUGGUGCUUUUCACAAGUGAAAGGGGCGAUCGAUGAUGACGUCGCUGAAGCCGACAUCAUCUCUACUGUGGAGUUCAACCACUCAGGGGAGCUGUUAGCCACAGGGGACAAAGGCGGACGAGUUGUCAUCUUCCAGCAAGAGACCGAGAACAAGAGUCAGCCACAGUGCCGUAGUGAAUACAAUGUUUACAGCACAUUUCAGAGCCACGAGCCUGAAUUUGACUACCUGAAGAGCUUGGAAAUCGAGGAAAAGAUUAACAAGAUCCGCUGGCUACCACAAAAAAAUGCUGCACAAUUUUUAUUGUCCACAAAUGAUAAGACUAUAAAGUUGUGGAAGAUCAGUGAACGUGACAAGAGACCAGAGGGAUACAAUCUUAAAGAGGAGGAUGGGCGCUACAGAGAUGCUGCUAACAUCACAUCUCUACGGGUUCCAAUAUUUAGGCCUAUGGAUCUCAUGGUGGAGGCCAGCCCGCGGAGGGUCUUUGCCAACGCCCACACCUAUCACAUCAACUCCAUCUCGGUCAACAGCGACAAUGAGACCUAUCUGUCAGCAGACGACCUGCGGAUCAACCUGUGGCACUUGGAGAUCACAGACCGCAGCUUUAACAUUGUGGACAUAAAACCAGCCAAUAUGGAGGAGCUGACGGAGGUGAUCACAGCCGCAGAGUUCCACCCUCACCAAUGUAAUACGUUUGUCUACAGCAGCAGCAAAGGCACCAUCCGCCUUUGUGACAUGCGUGCAUCAGCACUUUGUGACAAGCAUUCUAAAUUGUUUGAGGAGCCUGAAGACCCCAGCAACCGCUCUUUCUUUUCUGAAAUCAUCUCCUCCAUCUCAGACGUGAAAUUUAGUCACAACGGCCGCUACAUGAUGACCCGAGACUACCUGUCUGUCAAAAUCUGGGACCUAAAUAUGGAGAGUCGACCCGUUGAGACAUACCAGGUUCACGAGUAUCUCAGGAGUAAGUUGUGCUCUCUCUAUGAGAACGACUGCAUCUUUGACAAAUUCGAAUGCUGCUGGAACGGAAAUGACAGUGUGGUGAUGACUGGAUCCUACAACAACUUCUUCAGAAUGUUGGACCGUUCCCAGCGGCGGGACGUCACCCUGGAGGCUUCGCGCGAGAGCUGCAAGCCUCGGCAGGUCCUGAAGCCGCGUAGGGUUUGCGCGGGCGGCAAGCGGAAGAAGGACGAGAUCAGCGUGGACAGCCUGGACUUCAACAAGAAGAUCCUACACACCGCCUGGCACCCGCAGGAAAAUAUCAUCGCCGUGGCAACCACCAACAACCUCUACAUCUUCCAGGAAAAAGUGAACUAAUACUGUCGUCAUGGGGAAAGAAAACCUCCGAACCUCUCUCUCUCUGUGGAAACAAAAAAAAAGAUGAACUGCAAAAAUCAUUUCUGUAACAAUCACCAUCAUAUUUACCAACCAUGGUCUACUCCAGGACAGGAUGAACUAGGCGAUCCAACUUGGGGCUACCAAUGCUUUAACUGGUUCAGGCUGGUCUGGAGAAGAGCGCAACCUGGCUUUGGCCUCUGUGGCACCAUGACAUGCGCCUCGCUCUGGUGAUGUUGUGCCAACCUGUGUCUGUACCCUCCAGCCCUUUUCCCUUUACCCACAAGUCUGAGCCCAGGUACGAAAUGGGCAGCAAUCUUUCAAAUGGGAGGAAAUGGCAAGAUUUCAAUCAUAGUUUUUUUUUUUUUUUUAGUUUUUUUUUUAGUUUUUUUGGCUUUGGUUUAUUCAAGGUGUCUGUAUAAAAACUAAUUUGAACUCAUGUGGAUGUGUCCCUGUGUCCUUUAAUCCUCGAUAUGUUGUUUGUGCCAUUGUAAGCGUUUUUUAAUCUUCUCAGAGAAACUGCCAAGUUGUUUAGCUUGUUUUAAUUCUGUUUCAAGAAUAUGUGUUUAAUUUUUUUUUAGUUUACUACUUUUUACAUUUCAUAAUGUCCCAUUAUACUCCAUACAGCUACAAAUGGUUUCAGCCGUGUUUCUUUUAAGAAAUCCACGCACUCAUACCCACUUCAUCACAUUGGCCCAAAGAGCUUUUCCUGUUCUUUUCUGUGGCACAGACGUGCCGUGUUUGCUGUAGUAGUCUUAAAGCUACACUUGUUCAAGCACAUAACACUCCAGUUGGACUGCUCACUCAUUCAGCCUUACAGGGUUUAUUUUCCUCUGUGGUUCAUGCCCGUCUACACUCUCUCUAUCUCAAGAGAUACACGUUGAGAAAGAUUAUAGAGAUUAUGAUAAUGAAAUGGUAUUUAUAAACGGAACAAACAAUUAAA
This is a messenger RNA of Pimephales promelas (fathead minnow), 2657 nucleotides long. It is a transcript of the gene ppp2r2ab, whose product is annotated as protein phosphatase 2, regulatory subunit B, alpha b. NCBI's taxonomy places the organism in Eukaryota, Metazoa, Chordata, Actinopteri, Cypriniformes, Leuciscidae. Gene Ontology annotation, cellular component: protein phosphatase type 2A complex. Gene Ontology annotation, molecular function: protein phosphatase regulator activity; protein binding. The record is from RefSeq and is a predicted model, not a curated record.